This is a messenger RNA of Dimorphilus gyrociliatus, 1999 nucleotides long. Lineage: Eukaryota; Metazoa; Annelida; Polychaeta; Dinophilidae. The record is from the annotation of a GenBank genome assembly.
AGAAUUUUAGUAAGUCCCCAAAAAAAUCUGCCAUAGUUUUUGAAAGAUGUGGAUUAGUCCAAAAUGACUUGGUCAUAUAGAGAUUUAUCAUACAGUACAUAGAAAUAGAAAGUACGAAUUUUAUAUAUACAUAUACUCUAUUCUCUUUUUAAUAAAAAUAUCCGUAAUCCUCUGCCUAUGAAUAUUCUGCCCAUUUUUACACUAAACUUUCGUUUCGUUUAAUAUGCUUCCUUUUUGUUAUAACUGUAUAAUUUAUUUGAUAUCAAUAGUUUGACGAUAGACUUUUAUUAAAAAUUAACAUUUAUUAAUUUUCAUCAUUAAGAUAAAGCAAAAGCAAGUACAAAAGUUUUCUUAAAUAUACACAAUUCAAUAAUACUUUUUACGAUACUUUUACGAUUUAAAUGUAUCAAAUAAAAUGUAAUAUUUGAACAUUUUUUCAGUGAACUCGUUUAAUUAGAUAGCUUAUGAGGCAGGAUAGUCAGUUAUUAAACUUCAAUUAUAAAGAAUCAACCAAAACUCCAUGGUUGGUUACGAUCCGAAAGAUUCCAAGCCAAUUCGUCAGUCUCAGAAGGCGGCUGCUGGUGCUAUUAGUGGAGUCGUUUGUAGGGCAGUACUACAACCACUAGAUGUUCUUAAAAUACGUAUGCAGGUUCAAGUUGAGGAAAUAAGCAAGUCAGCUCAGACAUCGAAAUAUCGUGGAUUGUUUCAUACGUCGAGGACUAUAUUUAAAGAAGAAGGGAUAUUUGCACUUUGGAAUGGUCAUAAUCCUGCUCAAAUUCUAUCAGUAAUAUACGGAAUUGGUCAGUUUGGAUCUUUUGAACUAUAUACUAAAUCCUUGGCAACUAUUAUACCAAAGUCAUCUGAAGAAUGGCGAUCUUCUACCCAUUUCUUUUGCGGAGCACUAUCAGGAUGUACAGCAACUAUAUGCUCAUAUCCGUUUGAUUUACUAAGAACUAGAUUCAUUGCUCAAAAAAGUAAAUCUGCUUAUACUAAUAUGUUAACAGCUACGAAAACAAUCCUAGAAGUGGAAGGCUGGAGAUCUUUAUAUAAAGGUUUAUCACCAACUCUAUUACAAAUUGCACCAUAUUCUGGAUUGCAAUUUUUCUCCUAUACAAAAUUUUCUCAAAUUGCUAAAAAGGCUCUAUCUCCUAACGCAAAACAACUUGAUUCGAAAUUUCUUCCAUUGGUUGGCUUAUUAUCUGGACUUACAGCGAAAACACUAACAUAUCCAUCAGAUGUUGUAAAGAAGCGUCUUCAAGUUGUUGGUUUUGGUAAAGCAAGGAUUGGUUUAGGAAUUACCAAAAAUCACGUCAAUAUGAGAAAAUGUAUAAUUGAUAUAGCAAAGUCAGAAGGCUAUAGAGGAUUCUAUAAAGGCUUCACACCAAGUAUAUUUAAUAGACUAAGUGUAGUUUCGCCUAGGCUCUUUUCUCGAUAUCCGAUUCCCCAGCGUUCGACGUUAGAUGAUGACAUUCAACAGCAAAUGAACGAAGUAGAACAAAAAACAGGAUUUUUGCCGAAUGUUUUUAAAGCGUUUUCUCAUCGUCCUAAGGAGUAUAGAGCGUUCUUUGCCUAUUACGAUGCUGUUAUGAACGAUCCAAAUUCAAAACUUACUAAUGAUGAAAAAGAGUUAAUUAUUGUUGCUACCAGCUCAUUAAAUCAUUGCUUAUAUUGUAUAGUUGCCCAUGGAGCUGUACACAGAAUAUAUUCCAAACGACCUUUUGUAGCUGAUCAAGUGGCUAUAAAUUACAAAAGUGCAGAUAUAACUGAAAGGGAAAAGAUAAUACUAGACUUUGCUAUGGCUGUUGCGUCCGGUAAGCCUCUUGAACACAAUCAAUUUGAGGAAUUGGAGAAGAUAGGAUUCGAUAAAGAAGAUGCAUGGGAUAUUGGUUCAAUAGCAUCAUUUUUUGCAUUGUCAAAUAGAAUGGCUCAUUUAUUAGAUAUGAAACCGAAUGAUGAAUUUUUUACAAUGGGAAGAAUUCCAAAAAAUAAAUCUACUUGA